This is a messenger RNA of Theileria parva strain Muguga, 678 nucleotides long. RefSeq lists its product as uncharacterized. The record is from RefSeq and is a predicted model, not a curated record. The transcript has a single exon. Bases 1 to 678 code for a protein of 225 amino acids. NCBI's taxonomy places the organism in Eukaryota, Apicomplexa, Aconoidasida, Piroplasmida, Theileriidae.
AUGUGUACUGAUUUAAGGGAGAGAUUUGACCGAGAAAUUAAAGAAUGGAAUGAAAUUAAGUUGGUCAUUAAAAUUAAUUUCAGAGCUCUAGAAAUUUUAUUACAGAAGUUUCUUCUCUUCAAUAUUUCUCACAGUUCUAACGGCACGAAUGAGGAUUUAACUGACUACAUAUUCAAUUCAUACACUAACACUAUAGAGGAUAUGGAUGUAGAACUGGAAGGUUUGGAUAACAUACCUAAGGAUAACAAUGAUGAAAUAAAUAAGAAAGUUAGUUAUGAUGCGGUAGAAGGAUCGAUUUUAAUAAAUUUAUUAAUAGUGAACAAACCAGAUGUGAUAAAAAUAUACUUACAAAAACAAAGUAAUAAAAUCUUAGAGAUAAAAUGCGAAAUAAAAAAAUUAUUAAAAUCCUAUCAAGAUAAAAAUUUAAGAAAAAUCGAUAAAAUAUAUGAGGAAUCUCAGAUACUAUAUAACCAUUACAGGAAUAUCAAUACCGAGCCAGUUUCUACAGAGCCAACAACUGUGAUGGAGUUAAUAAAAUCAGUUGAAUCGCAUUAUAAAGAUAUAAAAGAAGAAAUAAACGUAAUAAAUGAAUUCUGUGUAAAUUUAGAUGUUUAUCCAAAAGACGAAGAUGAAAUUAAAAAAAAUCUACAUUUCUUGCAGAAUCUUAAUAUUCUUUGA